This is a messenger RNA of Phlebotomus argentipes, 2353 nucleotides long. It is a transcript of the gene GLS, whose product is annotated as glutaminase kidney isoform, mitochondrial. Gene Ontology annotation, biological process: L-glutamine catabolic process. NCBI's taxonomy places the organism in Eukaryota, Metazoa, Arthropoda, Insecta, Diptera, Psychodidae. The coding region runs from base 164 to 2134 and encodes 656 amino acids. The record is from RefSeq and is a predicted model, not a curated record. Gene Ontology annotation, molecular function: protein binding; glutaminase activity. The transcript has 7 exons.
CGACUUUUAUUCGCCACUCGCCAUCAGUUUCACGCAGAAUUUCGGAGGUGUUCCACCGCGAGGAAAAAUCCACCUAAUCUCCCUAAUCACGCUCACUUUUUCGCUGUGCAGUGUGCGUGAAAAGUAGCAGGAAUAGUGCGUGCGUGUUCAGAUAAUCGGUGCGAUGAGAAGUGGUGCUGCAUUGGUGAGAUUUCUGGCAAUUUCACCUGCUUGUCGGAGGAGUUUCACCCCCAACCAGGCGCCUCCACUGCGAUGUGGAUGGCAUAUAGGGAGAAAUGGGGCGAUUUUCCGCCCUGAAACCACAUCCAUUGCCGCGUUUCACAUGUCAGUGCGACAGACAUCGCGAAACACGGAAGUCACCCCCGAAACGCCCAAAAUCGAUAGUCGGCGUGUGGCGUUUUACGACAUCGAGGAGAAUGGCAAGAGCCAUCGCGACACAGAGCAGAAGAACACAGAAGAUGUCCUGUUUGACAUGUUCAGGCAGGAAGAGACGGGAAUGCUGCCUGUGGGAAAAUUCCUGGCGGCAUUGCGAACAUUUGGCAUUCGCAUGAAUGAUCCUCGAAUCAGCGAAAUGAUGGAGAAUUUGCGCAAAGUCCAUCGCUUGGCGAAUUUCGAAGGCGGUUCGCCGGAAACGCAGAACUUGAAUCGCGACACAUUCAAAGCAGUGGUGGCUGAGAAUAUUGUGCUAAUUGCCAGAGCGUUUAGACACCAGUUCGUCAUUCCGGACUUCCAAGGUUUCUGCAAAGACAUCGAGGAGAUCUACUGGCGAUGCAAGAGCAACAUGGAUGGCAAGGUGGCCAGCUAUAUUCCCCAGCUGGCGAGGGUCAAUCCCGAUUACUGGGGCGUCAGCAUCUGCACGAUCGACGGCCAGAGAUUCGGGAUCGGGGAUGUCAAUAUUCCCUUCACGCUGCAGAGUUGCAGCAAACCUCUGACGUACGCCAUCGCGCUGGAGAAGCUCGGCCAGGAGACGGUGCACGAGUACGUUGGCCAGGAGCCCAGCGGCAGGAACUUCAACGAACUCGUUCUCGACUACAACAAGAAACCGCACAAUCCUAUGAUCAACGCUGGAGCCAUUCUGGUCUGUUCCCUGUUGAAGACUCUCGUGAAACGCGACAUGACUUUGGCCGAGAAGUUCGACUACACAAUGCAGUGGUUCAAGCGAAUGUCCGGCGGUGAGAAUCUGGGCUUCAACAAUGGCGUCUUCCUGUCCGAAAGGGAGGCCGCCGAUCGGAACUACGCCCUGGGCUUCUACAUGAGAGAGCACAAGUGCUAUCCGGACAAGACAAACCUGCGCGAGUGCAUGGAUUUCUACUUUCAGUGCUGCUCAAUGGAAGCCACUUGCGACAGCAUGUCUGUCGUUGCCGCCACUCUGGCCAACGGAGGCAUUUGUCCGGUGACCGAGGAGAAAGUCCUGCGCCCAGAAGUCGUGAGGGACGUCCUGUCGCUAAUGCACUCCUGCGGAAUGUACGACUAUUCAGGACAGUUCGCCUUCAAAGUGGGCCUGCCGGCAAAGUCUGGCGUCAGUGGAGGAAUUCUCGUGGUCAUUCCCAAUGUGAUGGGCAUCUUCUGUUGGUCGCCACCACUGGAUCCACUAGGGAACAGUUGUCGCGGCCUCCAGUUCUCCGAAGAGAUUGUAGCCGCCUUCAAUUUCCACCGCUACGACAACUUGAAGCACGCCACAAAUAAGAAGGAUCCACGGAGGCAUCGGUACGAAACCAAAGGACUGUCCAUUGUUAAUCUCCUCUUCUCAGCCGCCAGCGGGGAUGUGACAGCUCUCAGGCGGCACAAACUCUCGGGCAUGGACGUCACGUUGGCGGACUACGACGGGAGGACAGCUCUGCAUCUGGCGGCCGCUGAGGGUCACAAGGACUGCGUCCUCUUCCUGCUGGAGCAGUGCGGCGUGCCCCACGAUCCCCGCGAUCGCUGGGGAAACAUGCCCAUCGACGAGGCGGAAACCUUCGGCCACCAUGGCAUUGUGGAGUACCUCAAGGCUUGGGCAGUGAAAGUGGAGAGGCAGAGACUUGAGAGUGAGCACCGCAAGAAUGGUGAUGCCGAAGAACUUCAGCGUACUGCCGAUUUAAGCUUUUUUAUCUUUUUCUCACACCUCUUUUUUUCAUUAGGGGCCCUAGCUUAGGGACACUUGCUAAUACUCUCCCCAUUCUAGGAUAUUGUCCGCACAGGGAAAAAGGACGUUCCUCUUGGGGAGUACGACAAGAGUGCUCAUUCGAGUCCAUUGCCGCGCGAUGAUUCCGACAGCCGCAAUUCAAUGCUCUAAAUCUCAAUUAUUGGAUCAAUUUUAUGGAUGUACUUAGCUUUUUUGAUCGUGAAAAGACAAUAAACUUUUCUCUGAGAA